Messenger RNA from Aphanomyces astaci, 692 nucleotides. RefSeq lists its product as hypothetical. Gene Ontology annotation, molecular function: zinc ion binding. Bases 98 to 610 code for a protein of 170 amino acids. The transcript has 3 exons. The record is from RefSeq and is a predicted model, not a curated record. NCBI's taxonomy places the organism in Eukaryota, Oomycota, Saprolegniomycetes, Saprolegniales, Verrucalvaceae.
AUUUUCUCUAAAUUUCAACGGCAAUUGGGAAGUUUUUUUCCGCACGAACAUUUUCAAUUGCUCGGAUGCACAGAGCACUUGGCAGUCCGACGGCGCCAUGGACGACCCAGAUCUAGGCUUUCCGUUGCUGAAGAGUCCUCAGAGCUGCCGCAUUUGUCGCGGCCACGAAACCAGUCGGAAUGACAUGCUGAUUUCUGCGUGCAAGUGCAUCGGAUCAGUUGGCAAGAUCCACACGCAAUGUCUCAAAGCAUGGAUCUUAUCGAGGCAGCUCCCCAUGCACGAAGCCAUGGCAUGUGAACUUUGCAAAACGGCGUAUCGACUAGUACAGCGAAGGCGGCUUGCGUGGGAUCGGCGACAUGCAUUUAGUUGCAGAGCUAUGACGUACGCCACUGCAUUCGUCCUCCUCGUUGCGUGCACUGUGGGCGUGACCUGGACAGUUGGUGCAUUGCUGCCGACCGUUGGGUCGUCGAAUCUGGUCAACAUGCUUCCGUUGAUUAUGCUGUUGGUUACGUCCAUGCUGGUGGCCAUAACGUCGUUGUGGCAACUCUUUUCAAGAUGGAGAACGAAGGCGUGUAUCCUGUACUUUGAUGCUGCCGUGGAGAAUUGCUAGCUCGAUAGGUCUAAAUUUUGUAAUCGUAGCUCACAACACGAUUGAGAUAAGCACUAAACUCGUUAAGAAGGGUCACGACUUC